Molecule: messenger RNA, 4773 nt
Organism: Dreissena polymorpha
Lineage: Eukaryota; Metazoa; Mollusca; Bivalvia; Myida; Dreissenidae
Product: splicing factor 3B subunit 3-like
Exons: 26
Coding region: 122-3772 (1216 amino acids)
Biological process (GO): mRNA splicing, via spliceosome
Cellular component (GO): U2 snRNP; nucleus
Molecular function (GO): protein binding; U2 snRNA binding
Source: RefSeq, a predicted model, not a curated record
CAACACUGGGAGCAGCCAUGUUUGUUUGUGUUGGAUUGUGGGAUAGCUGCACCGGCCGGUGUAAACUUCCUGUUCUGAAAAAUGGAGGGUGAACGAAAUUAAAAAGAAUGCAAAGGUAAACAUGCAUCUGUACAACCUGACGCUGCAGAGGGCCACUGGGAUAACCUGUGCUGUGCAUGGGAAUUUCUCUGGGGCCAAGUUGCAAGAAGUGAUUGUGUCGAGAGGAAAGAUUUUGGAACUUUUGCGCCAUGAUCCUAACACUGGAAAAAUAUACCCAGUUCUCACACAGGAGACAUUUGGUGUCAUUCGCUCCUUGAUUCCUUUCAGGCUCACUGGUGGAACAAAAGAUUACCUGGUUGUGGGUUCAGAUUCUGGACGAAUUGUGAUAUUGGAAUACAUAGCACAGAAGAAUGCUUUUGAAAAGGUUCACCAAGAAACAUUUGGCAAGAGCGGAUGUCGACGUAUUGUUCCUGGACAAUUCCUUGCUGUCGAUCCAAAGGGAAGAGCUGUCAUGAUUGGAGCUGUAGAGAAGCAGAAGCUAGUGUACAUAUUGAACAGAGACGCCCAAGCCAGGCUGACCAUAUCGUCACCACUGGAGGCGCACAAGGCCAACACAUUGGUGUUCCACAUGACCGGUGUCGAUGUGGGCUUUGAGAAUCCCACAUUCGCUUGCUUGGAAAUAGACUAUGAGGAGUGUGAUGCUGACCCCACCGGUGAGGCAGCAGACAAGGCCCAGAUGCUGCUGACCUACUAUGAGCUGGAUCUAGGGCUGAACCAUGUGGUCAGAAAGUACUCUGAACCUCUGGAGGAACACGGAAACUUCCUGAUCUCAGUGCCUGGAGGUGCAGACGGUCCCAGCGGUGUGCUUAUCUGCUCAGAGAACUACAUCACCUACAAGAACAUCGGGGACCAGCCAGACAUCCGCUGUCCCAUACCGCGAAGAAGGAAUGAUCUGGAUGACCCAGAAAGGGGGAUGCUGUUUGUCUGCAGUGCAACACACAAAACAAAGUCCAUGUUCUUCUUCUUGGCCCAAACUGAGCAAGGGGACAUUUUCAAGAUCACCUUGGAAACGGAUGAGGAUAUGGUGACAGAAAUCCACCUCAAGUAUUUUGAUACCAUCCCCGUGGCAACCAGUUUAUGUGUGCUCAAGUCUGGGUUCUUGUUUGCAGCCUCAGAAUUUGGCAAUCACAACCUGUAUCAGAUCGCGAGAUUGGGUGACGACGAUGAUGAGCCUAGGUUCAGCAGUGCCAGCCCGCUAGAGGAAGGCACCACGUUCUUUUUUGGGCCCCGACCUCUCAAGAACCUCGUCAUGGUGGAUGAGAUGGACAGUCUCUCUCCUAUCAUGUCCUGUCAGAUAGCUGAUCUGGCUAAUGAGGACACGCCUCAGCUGUACAGUCUGUGUGGACGUGGGCCCAGGUCAUCCCUCCGUGUGCUCAGGCACGGCUUGGAGGUGUCUGAGAUGGCGGUCUCUGAGCUGCCCGGUAACCCCAAUGCCGUAUGGACAGUCAAGAAACAUGCUGAUGACGAGUAUGAUGCCUACAUCAUAGUGUCCUUCGUGAACGCCACCCUCGUGUUGUCUAUCGGGGAGACAGUAGAGGAGGUCACAGACUCUGGUUUCCUGGGAACUACCCCCACCCUGUCCUGUUCACAACUUGGAGAUGACGCUCUUGUACAGAUCUACCCCGACGGUAUUCGUCACAUCCGUUCUGACAAGAGAGUCAAUGAGUGGAAGACCCCGGGCAAGAAGAACAUUGUCAAGUGUGCUGUGAAUCAGCGCCAGGUUGUCAUAGCGCUGACGGGAGGCGAGCUCGUCUACUUUGAGAUGGACCCGACGGGCCAGUUGAAUGAGUACACAGAGAGGAAGGACAUGUCAUCAGAUGUGGUCUGUAUGGCGCUGGGGCGUGUACCCGUGGGAGAACAGAGGUGCCGGUUCCUGGCAGUCGGGCUGGCUGAUAACACAGUCAGAAUUGUCUCCCUGGACCCUAAUGACUGCCUGUCUCCACUGAGCAUGCAGGCCCUGCCAGCGUCCCCAGAGUCCCUGUGUAUCGUGGAGAUGGGGGGCACAGAGGCCAAGGAGGAGACUGGAGAGACUGGAACCGUUGGGGGGUUGUUCCUCAAUACAGGCCUACAGAACGGUGUGUUGUUGAGGACUGUGUUGGACACAGUUACAGGGGACCUGUCAGACACGAGAACAAGAUACCUGGGUACCAGGCCCGUGAAACUGUUCAGAAUUGCCAUGCAGGGAUCCGAAGCAGUACUAGCCAUGUCCAGCAGAUCGUGGCUGAGUUACGCCUACCAGAGCAGGUUCCACCUGACCCCCCUGUCCUACGAGACACUGGAGUACGCCUCGGGGUUUGCCUCCGAACAGUGUCCAGAGGGCAUAGUAGCCAUUUCUACCAACACUCUUAGAAUUUUAGCGCUGGAGAAGCUGGGGGCGGUGUUUAACCAGGUGUCUCAUCUCCUGCUGUACACGCCUCGCAAGUUUGUGAUCCACCAGGAGUCCGGGCACCUGGUCACCAUUGAGUCUGACCACAACGCCUACACAGAGGCCACCAAGGCCCAGAGGAAACAGACACUGGCUGAUGCGAUGAUAGAGGACGCCCAGGAGGAGGAGAGAGAGCUGGCUGCGGAGAUGGCAGCAGCGUUUCUCAACGAGGACCUGCCCGAGUCCGUGUUCGGGGCUCCCAAGGCGUCGGCAGGCAUGUGGGCCUCCGUGAUCCGGGUCAUCAACCCCAUCACGGGCCUUACUCUUGACACUGUACAGCUGGAGCAGAACGAGGCCGCACACAGUAUAGCCAUAGUGAAGUUCUCCAACUCCCCUGAAGACACUCACGUGGUUGUGGGUGUUGGUAAAGACCUGACCCUCAACCCGCGCACCCUUAGUAACGGCUACCUGUACACAUACAGGCUGGUGGAGGGCGAAACUCUUGAGUUUGUACACAAGACUGUUGUGGAUGAGUUGCCAGGGGCGAUUGUGCCUUUCCAGGGGAGAGCACUCAUAGGUGUGGGGAAGUUCCUGAGGAUCUAUGACCUUGGAAAGAAGAAGUUGCUGAGGAAAUGUGAGAAUAAGCAUAUUCCUAACUUUGUUGUUGGCAUUCAUGCCAUGGGGAACCGAGUCAUAGUGGCUGACAUCCAGGACAGUUUCCACUUUGUACGUUACAAGCGAGCAGAAAACCAGCUGAUUGUGUUUGCGGACGACACCAACCCACGCUGGAUCACCGCUUCUUGUCUUCUUGACUAUGACACCGUCGCAGGGGCAGACAAGUUUGGCAACAUUACCAUUAUCCGUUUACCGCCGGAUGUUACGGACGAUGUGGAUGAGGACCCUACAGGGAACAAGGCAUUGUGGGACAGAGGGGUGCUCAAUGGGGCCUCACAGAAGGCUGACAUUCAUAUGAAUUUCCAUAUUGGUGAAGUGGUGACCUCUCUACAGAAGGCGACCCUUAUUCCUGGUGGCUCAGAAUCUCUUGUCUACACCACCCUGUCUGGUGGAGUGGGAAUGCUCGUGCCUUUUACUUCACACGAGGACCAGGACUUCUUCCAGCACUUGGAGAUGUACAUGAGACAGGAGCACCCACCUCUUGGGGGCAGGGAACAUCUCUCCUACAGAUCCUACUACUUCCCCGUCAAGAACGUGGUGGAUGGUGACCUCUGUGAGAUGUUCAACUCGAUGGACGUGGCCAAACAGAAGAGUGUGGCCGAGGAGCUGGACCGCACGCCUGCAGAGGUCUCGAAAAAACUGGAGGACAUACGCACUAGAUACGCUUUCUAGUAGUGGAGGACGGAUUGACAUAAAACGGGCGUAGAACAAGAAUGCAAAAUAUCUUCUAGUAGGUGUUUACAUGCAUCAUAUGCAUUGAACAUUCUUGUGGGAUGUUGGGACCAUGGAAAGGCUCUGUAGCCUUCAUGUUGACUCUGCCUCUUAUGGGACAUUGAAUGCAUCAGACAAGCAUUAUUGUCCUGAAAGGAUCUCUGAAUAGGCAUUGGAGGAAUUCUCAGCAGAUUUCAUCCUUUUGACUGCCUCACUUAAUAUGUUUGACCUUUGAUAGAUAUGCUAAAUAAGGGGUAAAAGUCACACCUUUGCAUCAUGCCAUGUAGAUGUUAACAGGCUGUUAGUGGGACUUUGUACACAUUGGAUGCUCACUAUUGUGUGCUUGCUAUAUAGUUCUUUCAAAGACUAGUGCAGCUAUGUUGGUGAACAUUUGGAGUAGUGUCUGCAAUUUUCAUUGAUGUGAUCAUUUCUUGUCUUCUUUAGCUAAUUAACAGAUCAAAUACUGCAAGUGUAUUGACUAAUCAAGGACAUAUUUGUAGCACUCUUGCAUCAUAUAUUUACCUGCAUCUCAAUUAUGUUUGGCCUCUUGGAAACUAGAUGAAUUUCAUACAUUUUUUACUGAAAGAAAUCAUAUCUUGUGUACCUUAGAUUUCCAUAAGGGAUUAGACUCUAUAAUUUAUAAUUAAAGUACAGUUGUAUUUGUAGUGUUUUUUUUAAUAUUAUGCACAUACGAUAAGAUGUGCAAAUCUACAUAAAUAUUUUUAUUUUUUUUAUUUACUGAAAUAAUGUCAGAAGUAUAUUGUAUACGUAUUGUGUUGUUUUUCACUUAAAUUAGUAAUUCAAAAACUAGCAUUGCAGGUUUAUUGUAUUGAAUAAUUAUUCAUGUAUAUGACAUUUUUAAAUUUUACUUUAUAAGAUAUUUCUCUGCAUCAAAAUGUUGUAAAUUAUUUUUCCAUCAUGGUUGAUCAUGUAAAUAAUUACAAAUAAAUGUUCUCAGUGAC